AUGCCGGUUCUGACGAGCCCAGACAUUGCCAAUAAGUUUAAGGAGAAUUGGCUGGCGGUGUUCCCGGAGGAUCAGGUCACCGGGUCCGACUCUGCGCCCCUGGACGACAGCCUCACCAGCCUCCACUGGCUCCAGAAUUUCUCCAUCCUCAACGCGGACCCGGAGCGACCCAACGGAUCCGGACCCGGCUGUCCUUCCUCCCAGCAGAACCUGUAUCUGAAGCGGCUCGGCUUCCCCAGAGGUGGCUCCGACUCUCCGUCCAGCCCUCCGGCAGGGGACACCGCCGCCACCGGGAUGCCUCUGUACCUCGGGAUCCCCGUCACCUCCGGCAGCGACUGCACAGCGGUGCCUCGGUUCGCCAAUUGCGCAUAUCCGGUGACCGGCUACCCACAGAUCCCCAUCCAGGCCAGUCCGCCCGUGGAGGUCGAUUACAAAACCAACCAUAAAGUCAAGCCGCCUUAUUCCUAUGCGUCUCUCAUCUGCAAGGCCAUGCAAGCCAGCAAACAACCCAAAGUGACUCUGUCCACCAUCUAUAACUGGAUAACGGAGAAUUUCUGCUACUACAAACACGCGGAGCCCAGCUGGCAGAACUCGAUUCGUCACAACCUGUCCCUCAACAAGUGUUUCAGGAAGGUCCCCAGACAGAAAGACGAGCCAGGGAAGGGAGGCUUCUGGCAGAUUGACCCACAGUAUGCAGAUAUGUUCGUUAAUGGCAUCUUCAAACGCAGGAGGAUUUCUGCUAACAACUACAGCAACAGCAGUGGCCCCCACAGACAGAGCAAACUGGUUCAGGGUUAUCACAGCACCCAAAAUGGCUGCCCUUACCAAGGGGUUGGCGCGAAACGGAAGCACUCGCCCUCUAAGAACAACAGCAAGGCGAUGAGGGCAACUGAGUCCCCUCUUUUAGCGACAGAGGCCCACAAAACAGACAUCCUGAGGGGGGACUUUGACCUGGCGUCAGCGUUCGACGACGUUCUCAGCGGGAACUGUAGCAACUUCGAGGAUUUGGACAUCAACACGGCGCUGAGCUCCCUGGGCUGUGAGAUGGAGGUUUCCAUGCAGGGGAGGCAGCAUUCGGCGGGGCUGGGGAGGUGGUGCGGCGGCGGAGACGUCUCUGGUCAGAGCCAGCACCUGAACCACCUCCAGUCCUACGGUUACAUGGAGCUGAGCGUCGCUGCCAUGGAUUGCACGGUCAAUAUGGGAGAGCUCCAUGUGCCGCAGCUGCAUCCACUGCAGCAGCAGCUGGACCAAGAUCAGCUGCUCCAAAGUCACCACCACCUGCAGCAGUUCGACGAGCCCUGCGCUCUGUUCCCGGAGCAGCCCGAGGAGGCGGUGCUGCAGCCCUGGGAGGAGAUCAAAGAGGAGGAGCAGGCGAUUCCUCUGACUCUGGAUCAGGGCUUCGGCCUGUGCGAGGGCUUCUUUACAGAGAUGCAGCCAUGGGAACGAGUUGAGGCUUAUCUGUGA
Molecule: messenger RNA, 1464 nt
Organism: Anoplopoma fimbria (sablefish)
Lineage: Eukaryota; Metazoa; Chordata; Actinopteri; Perciformes; Anoplopomatidae
Gene: foxj1b
Product: forkhead box J1b
Biological process (GO): regulation of DNA-templated transcription
Molecular function (GO): sequence-specific DNA binding; DNA-binding transcription factor activity
Source: RefSeq, a predicted model, not a curated record